AUGGAAUCAUUGAAAGCAGAUGAAGUAAAGCUGAAUCAAGAUCUCUGGCUUAUUCAAAUCAAGGAAGGCCUGCAAUUGCAGAGCGAGAAAGAAGAAGAAAUGGAUAUUCGUGUAUCAGUUUAUGGUGUGCCCAACGAGUUGUUGACGGUGAAGCCAGAAGCAUAUAUUCCGCAGUGCGUCUCCAUCGGACCAUAUCACCAUCGGAGAUCCCAAUUGUGUGAAAUGGAGAGAUAUAAAGUGGCUGCUGCACAAAUAUUUCAGAAAACCAUAACCGGUAAGUUCGAAGAUGUAGUGGAGGAGGUGAAAAAGUACGACUGGCAGAUCAGGAACUGCUACCACAAAUAUCUCGACUACAAGAAGGAAACGCUGGCAUGGCUUAUGGCUCUGGACGCCUCCUUCGCACUCGACUGCUUGCAGUUCCAAGUCCAACAGGCGGACCAGGCUUCUCUACGAUUGUCUUCUCAUGUCAAGCGACUGGGCAGAGUUUUAGAUCCAUCUGGCAGGAGCGCAAUCCACAAUGCCAUUAUGAGAGAUCUGAUGAUGCUAGAGAAUCAGUUACCUCUGUUUAUCUUGCAGAAGCUGCUGGAAAUGGAGUUGGGUUCUCAAGAUAGAGCGGAAGAAAGGAUCUGCAAUCUGCUGACUCUCGCCUGUAAGCAAUGGUCGCCAUUUAUGUUGAAGAUGCAGGAUAGUUCAAGGCUACGUAUAAAAGAGAGGGGCCACAUAUUGGAGGUGCUCUACUACUCUAUUGUCCCUGCCCCAGCCAUGGAGGAUAGCAUUUCUAAGAAGAAUGAGAACGGGAAUGUCCCGUUGGCGGAUUCGACGUACUUAAUGCGUGCCCUGAAAGCUAUAUGGAAGGCUCUCUCCUCCAUACAAAUCGGCCUCGUUGAACUUGUCUCGGCACUCUCUGAGCGUGUGUUAAAAGAAAGGCCUGUCCAGUUGGUUACACAGUUGUCAAAGAAUCUUGUUUCCGCUUUCGAAACUCUUUCAAUUAAGCGCAGAGAUGAAACAGAUGACGAAAAAGAUGAAGAGACAGGGUUUCCCUCUGCGGAAACUCCUCCUACACGCGACGAACUAGCGAUUCCCUCCGUCUCCGAUUUAUACUCAGCAGGAGUAAAAUUCCUUCCAACCGAGGGAGACCUUACCACAAUUCGCUUCGACCCGAACACUGCAACGCUUUAUCUUCCCAAAGUGAGGUUGGAUUGCAACACAGAAGUAGUUCUCAGAAAUCUGGUGGCGUUCGAAGCUUCCGCGGCUCCUGGUGCUUUGAUCUUCACUCGCUACACUGAUUUCAUGAACGGCAUCAUCGACACAGUCGAAGAUGUUGGGCUGCUGAGAAAGAGCGGGAUUAUCUACAGUCACCUGGCAGACGACGGGAAAGUGGCAAGCUUGUGGAACGGCUUGGGUAAAUGCGUGAAAUUGACGAAAGUACAACAUUUAGAUCAAGUUAUAGCGGAUGUUAACAAGCAUUAUCACAAGAGAUGGAGCGUUGCUGUUAAGGAAAAGAUAAACAGAUACAUAUUUGGCUCAUGGAGGCUCCUCACUGUUGUGGCCGCAGGGAUACUUUUGCUUCUGACUUGCUUAGAAGCUUUUUGUUCUGUGUAUGAGUGUAAGCAUUGGUGGAGCGACACUAGUCUUUUGCAGGACUAA
Molecule: messenger RNA, 1647 nt
Organism: Cryptomeria japonica (Japanese cedar)
Lineage: Eukaryota; Viridiplantae; Streptophyta; Pinopsida; Cupressales; Cupressaceae
Product: putative UPF0481 protein At3g02645
Exons: 1
Coding region: 1-1647 (548 amino acids)
Source: RefSeq, a predicted model, not a curated record